This is a messenger RNA of Elephantulus edwardii (Cape elephant shrew), 180 nucleotides long. Its product is annotated as beta-defensin 121-like. NCBI's taxonomy places the organism in Eukaryota, Metazoa, Chordata, Mammalia, Macroscelidea, Macroscelididae. The record is from RefSeq and is a predicted model, not a curated record. Gene Ontology annotation, biological process: innate immune response. Bases 1 to 180 code for a protein of 59 amino acids. The transcript is spliced from 3 exons. Gene Ontology annotation, cellular component: extracellular region.
AUGAAGCUUCUUUUCCUUCUCCUCACCAUCCUUCUGGCUGUGGGACCAGUGGUGCCAGAGAGGUGCUGGAUGGGAGGAUACUGCAGAUUGGUGUGCCAAGACAAUGAAGACACCAUCUCACGUUGCCGAAGUCGUAAGCGGUGCUGCGUUCUUGCUCGCUACUUAACCAUCAGGCCGUGA